Prunus armeniaca (apricot) is the source of this 1329-nucleotide messenger RNA. NCBI's taxonomy places the organism in Eukaryota, Viridiplantae, Streptophyta, Magnoliopsida, Rosales, Rosaceae. The record is from the annotation of a GenBank genome assembly.
AUGGAGGAUUUCGGCAAGACUCUCGCUUCAAUCGAACACUAUUUUAAGUUAGAGAUAGAGGAGCAGAAAAAACGUUCUGGUGGGUUGAAUGAAGGUGGGGAAGGACAUGAGGAACUCGGUAGUCCUCAUAUGAAUGAAGGAGGCAACAAUGACAUGUCGCCAUUACAUGAAUAUGUUAGUCCGCCUAUAGAACCGGCAGCAAUGGAAGCACAAGUGCCUGGUGAUGGAGCCGAACCCUUCGCAUCCAUGGUAGUCCAAGAGGCAGAAAUGGUCACUUCAGUUCCUCACAUACAAGUGCAUGAAGCAGCUGAGCAAGCAGAAUUCGAGAAGCUGCCUACCCCGGAAGAUGUGGCCGGGUGCAACGAAAUCUGCAAAAGACUGUUGUUUUUGUUAGAAGAUUGGGAAAUAACCGACAGUAUGCUGUCGGGAGGUCUGAUGAAUCCUCCAAGCAUACCCAAAGUUAGUGUGGCUGGUGAUAAAGAAGGUAGUGCGAGUGUUGAAAAACAAGAGGUGGAAGGUAAAGGGUGUAGAAAGAAGUGCCUGGUGCAGACAUUGUUGAGUCCAUUUAUUGAUCCUUUGAGGAAGAAAAGGACGACGACUGUGUCGGAUGCGGCUGCAACCCCACCAUGUUUUAAUCCAACAAAACCCUUGCCCAUUGAAGAUGUGAAGGCAGUAAUAGAGUUUUGCACUACCUGGAAAAACGAUAUUAGUGCGGAGGUGCAGCUGGAAUCAUGUUCAAUGGGCCCUGAGUUUUUCUACAAACUGAUCGAUGCUAUAGAAUGGAUUGGCUCAAGGCCUGUCAAAGGGCCUACCAAGAAACGAGGAUCAAAGAAGGUAGCUGCUUCAAACACCGUUGACCUUCCGCCCAGCAACCUGAACAAUAUACAUCACUAUGUGCACGGUACGUGGCAACACGGAUAUGGGCAAGCUUGGACAAAAGUCUGGAAGGUCUAUUUUCUAUAUAAUCUUCAAGGGUCUCACUGGGUUGCAAUCGAAAUUGACUUCGUCAGACAUACUGCAACUGCGUAUGACUCCUACAUUGCUUUUACCUCCACUUCGAAGCUGGUUAAAUAUCUGCACCCGAUUAGCGAUACGCUGCCACGGGUACUAUACGAGGUGCACUUUUAUGACACUUCUGAGGUUCAAGAGGUUAAGCAAAAGGGGAUGAAGAUGUCGACGUUUACGCCAUUCACAGUUUGCAGCAUUGGAGAUGUUCCACAACAACGGGAUGCUACCUCUUGCGGAAUCUUGACCGUCAAAUUCAUCGAGUAUCUCAGUGCUAGCAUUUCGUUGGAUAAAGUUGACCAUUUGAAGAUCAAAUAUUACUGA